Messenger RNA from Acanthosepion pharaonis, 468 nucleotides. The record is from the annotation of a GenBank genome assembly. Lineage: Eukaryota; Metazoa; Mollusca; Cephalopoda; Sepiida; Sepiidae.
AUGUUGAGGGCUUCACAGUCCCCAACACAGAAAACCCUUCGUCGUUUGCGGGAUGCCACCGCUAAAGCUUGCUCUAGGGAUUUAGAAAGCCCCGAGCAAACAACUUCACGUCGUCUUAGGAAUACAAGGGCUAGAGCCGCCUCUAGAGCUUCGGAACAAUCCCAAGAAACCGCACAUCGUCGCUUUAGAGAUGCCCUAUCCACCGCGUCUGCCAGAGCCUUAGAAAGCCCUACACAGACCACUGUUCGUCGCGUUAGAAAUGCCCGCUCCACUGCAUCUGCUAGAGCCCUAGAAAGCGCUGCACAGACCACUGUCCGUCGCUUUAGAAAUGCCCGUUCUACUGCAUCUGCUAGAGCCCUAGAAAGCCCUGAACAAACCACUGUUCGUCGCGUUAGAAAUGCCCGCUCUACUGCAUCUUCCAGGGAUGCAGAAAACUCUGAAACGCCGUCAACGACUCGAAAACAUUAG